Staurois parvus is the source of this 666-nucleotide messenger RNA. The record is from the annotation of a GenBank genome assembly. Lineage: Eukaryota; Metazoa; Chordata; Amphibia; Anura; Ranidae.
AUGGAUGGUUACCUAAAAGGUCGAAGAGUUUUAGAAUAUCGUAGCCUCAAUGACUUUAUCAAAGGCCAGAACUUCGUGCAACACCUCCUCCCCCAUCCUUGGGCUGGUACUGGCCACGUGGUUUACAAUGGCUCUCUGUAUUACAACAAGUACCAGAGCAACAUUGUGGUAAAAUAUCACUUCCGUUCACGUAGUGUCUCCGUCCAGAGGAACCUCAACAAUGCUGGCUACAACAACACCUUCCCUUACUCCUGGGGUGGAUUCUCCGACAUUGACUUUAUGGUAGAUGAAAAUGGGCUCUGGGCAGUUUACACGACUAAUCAGAAUGCAGGAAAUAUUGUUGUCAGCAAGCUGGACCCCCAAACACUGGAGAUCCUCCAGACCUGGGACACUGGCUACCCGAAACGCAGUGCUGGAGAGUCCUUCAUGAUUUGUGGCACCCUCUAUGUAACCAAUUCCCAUUUAGCAGGAGCCAAGAUCUACUUUGCAUAUUACACCAAUUCUUCUACUUAUGAAUACACAGAUAUCCCAUUCCAUAAUCAAUAUUCACACAUAUCUAUGCUGGACUACAACCCACGAGAGAGAGUCCUCUACACCUGGAAUAAUGGUCAUCAAGUUCUCUAUAAUGUCACUCUGUUCCAUGUUAUAAAGACUUCUGGAGAGUGA